Molecule: messenger RNA, 4598 nt
Organism: Capsaspora owczarzaki ATCC 30864
Lineage: Eukaryota; Filasterea; Ministeriida; Capsasporidae
Product: phospholipase C
Exons: 7
Coding region: 106-4386 (1426 amino acids)
Biological process (GO): phosphatidylinositol-mediated signaling; lipid metabolic process
Molecular function (GO): phosphatidylinositol-4,5-bisphosphate phospholipase C activity
Source: RefSeq, a predicted model, not a curated record
ACGAACGAGGACUGUUUGUUCGGAUUCCAAUUCAGUUCUCUUUUCUAUCGUUUUAUUUCUUUUAUUUCUUUUUUUUCGUCCUUUGUUUCUUUGUCACUUCUGUCCAUGAGCGCGAAAGUCUGCACAAAGUGCAACAAGGCCAUCGACGGCGAUGCGCUCGACUUUCAGGGCAAACUCUACCACCCAACGUGCCUCGUGUGCGCCGUCUGCAACACGAGACUCGCUGGAACCAUCUACGCAAAGGAUGACAAGCUCUUCUGCCAGUCAGACUACUUCAAGACGUACUGCAAGACGUGCGCCAAGUGCCACCAGUACAUCACCUCGGGCGGCAUGCUCGAGGCCGCAGGCGAGCACUACCACUCGCCCUGCUUUUCGUGCGAAAAGUGCGGCGUCACCUUCAAGGAUGGCGACCCGUUCGUCGUCGAGAACGGCCGCCCCGUCUGCCAGGCGUGCGGCGGCCUCUUUUGCGCCAUCUGCAACGGCUUGAUCACCUCGGGCACGUACAAUGUCUUUUUCGAGCACAAGUUCCACACAUACUGCCACAAGUGCAACGUGUGCGGUACCGACUUUAACGACUCGCCCGUCAUCUUCCACGACAACCUCCUCUGGUGCCGAGCGGACUUUCAGCGCGCCUUCCCGGACAUUAACAUUCAAGAGGUCCAGCAGGCUCCUUCGUCUGGCACGCAGACCAUUGAAAACCCUCCCAACUCGUCCUCCGACGGUGCUGGCACCUCGUUCGACGACUUUCUCUCCUGGGACAAUCGCGAGGACGAGCGCGAAAAGCAUCUCAACUGGAUGCUCAAAGAGGUCGAGUUGCGUCCCAUCGAAGCCGAGAUUCUCCUCAAGGUCCACUCCCAGCCCGGCGGUUGGUUUGUCUACCGAGCCAACAUGGAUCGCUCUCGAGACUUUGCUCUUCCAGUCCUGAUCAAUAAGGACCUGGUCAAACACUUCAAAAUCUUGUUCGUCGAAGGCCAGUACUGCUUGAACGUGAUGGAGCGCCGCUUCAACUCGAUCGAGGAGCUGAUCAACUACUAUCGCACGCAUGUCAUCCACGAGAAGCUCAUGCUUGGUGUCCCGCUCGAGUUCCCCACGUUGAAGGCGGACGUCAAGAGCUUCCCCGCCGACCUCCCCGUUCAGCAUCACGAAGAGUACGCAAGCACAUUCCAGGCGGCCGGCGCGCAAGAGUUGAUUAUCGGGGCCUGCAACGCCUUGGAAACCUUGUAUUCCGUCGAUCCCCACAAGGCAGAGGAUUUGUCCAUGGUUCGACGCGUCCUGGCCAGCGCGCAAGCGACGUUGCGAAUGCUGAAGGCUGUUUUGGCAGAUCAUCAACGCCUUGGAAAGACCAAGUUCGAAAACGAAGACUUCUACAACGAGGCCAUUAAGGCCCUUGAGGCCCAGACGACGCUGCUGGCAGCGCAAGUGGCCGCUCAAGAUGCCGGAAUGGAGGAGAUUGUUCCCAUCUCGGACGCCGAACUGGACAACGUUUCGCUGGCUCCACUCGAGCCGACCGACCCUACCGGCGCCACGAUUACGCUCGGCGGAUCGAACGCCACGUCGCACAUUUCCUUCUAUCUUGUCAACACGACCGUGUUGCAGUGGCUGCGCGAGUUCUGGUUUGCGUCGCAGUUGACGGACAGCGACGGCAAGAUGACGGUCGACAACUUUGUCAAAGUGACCGAAAUGACCCUGCCCAUGCGUCGCCCAGAGGUGAUUUACAGCACCUUCCGCGAGAACAAGGACUUGCGCCGUCGCGCCAAGAAGGACGGCGGCCUGUACUUUGACUCGUACCUGCGCUUCAUCCACAUCCUGUUUGACUUUCCGCACAUUUCGGCGCUCUUCCGCCGCUACGCCAAGACGUCGGACGAGUACAUGACCAUUCUCGAAUUCAAGUCGUUCCUCACUCAGCAGCAAAAGCUGCGCAACACGGAGCGUGUUUUGCGCCACUACUAUCGCCUCUCGUCGCAGCAGAGCAUCUCGGCCAAGGACAUCAAGGCUUCCACGGAUGUCUUUGGCGCCUCGAUCGGUGUCACCAAGGAGGGCUCGCUCACGCUGUUUGGCUUUGCCAACUUUUUGAUUUCAGAGGAAAACGCGCCCUUCAACCCCUUGCACGGUGUUGUCUACCAGGACAUGAACCAACCUCUGCAGUCGUACUACAUCAACUCGUCGCAUAACACCUAUCUCGAAGGCGAUCAGCUCAAGAGUGCGUCGUCGACCGAGCCCUACCGCAAGGCGUUGCAGUCGGGCUGCCGCUGCGUCGAGCUCGAUCUCUGGGACGGCCCGAAAGGCGACCCCGUCAUUUACCACGGCUACACGCUCACGUCCAAGGUCCGCGCCCGCGACGUGCUCGAGACCAUUGCCAAGCACGCCUUUGAAAAGUCUCCCUUCCCGCUCAUUCUGUCGCUCGAAAACCAUCUUUCCCUUCCCCAGCAGAAGGUGUUUGCACAGUACUGCCUCGAAAUCUUCUCUGACAAGAUCAUUCCCACUGCCACCGAGGGCUUCUGGGAAUCCAACCCGGCGACCCUGCCCUCGCCUUUCGCGCUUCGCAACAAGAUUUUGAUCAAGAACAAGGCCAUCGCGUCUCGCGGCGAGGCCGACAGCAAGAAGAUUGCCAAGGAGCUCAGUGAUUUGGUCGUGUACACCAAGGCCGUGACGUUCGAGUCACUCAAGCAGGCGCACAAGGAUACUCGCUGCUACGAAAUGUCCUCGGUCCCGGAAAAGAAGGCCUUCAAGCUGGCUCGCUCCAACGGCAAAGAGUACUCGGAGCUCGUCCAGGCUCGCUUGAACCGCACCUACCCCGACGGCAUGCGCUUUGAUUCGAGCAACUACGACCCGCAAACGUUCUGGAACAUUGGCUGCCACAUGGUUGCGCUCAACUUCCAGACGCCCGACCGCGCCAUGCAGCUCAACGAAGGCAAGUUUAUGCAGAACGGCACCUGCGGCUACGUGCUCAAGCCCGCGUUGCUGCGCUCCGCGACGCCACCCACGACCGAAGAGGUGCCCUGCUUGACGCUUACGAUUUCGCUCCUCGCCGGUAUUCAACUUGCGCACCCACGCGGCAAGCGUCGCGCCCUUGAUCCGUACGUCGAGAUGGAAGUCAUUGGUCUGAACAACCAGGUUGCGCAGUCGUCCAUCCAGCACAAGGUCAUCGACGGUUGCACCUGGGACGAGACUUUCCAGUUUGCCGUCUUUAUGCCUGACGGUGCACUGCUGCGGUUUGUUGUCUUUGACGAGAAGCUUGGCCCGAAGGAUCCUCUCGGUUUCUUUGUUGUUCCGAUCGAAAGUCUUCAGCAAGGCUAUCGUCACAUUCCGAUCAAACGUGUUCACGCGUUCAUGCAUGCCGAAACGUUGGACCACUGCUCCUUGUUUGUGAACAUUGCCAUGUCGCCGGGCAAGCCUCAAAAGCGUGAAAACAUUUCGGGAAGUGUCGAGAACAUUGCCAAGCUUGGUUCGACACAGUCAAUUCCUUCUGGAUCGAACUCACAGUCUGGCAGCGAGACAAACCUGCCUUCCGUGUCCCCUAGCGGCACGCUGACUGCAAAGGACUUUGCCAUCGCCAACGGAGGUGGAUCUCGUCGCUCCAGCGUCGCCCCAGUCCCCAGUCUCACGUCCGAGGCGUUGCGUCGUGGAAGCAUCGCACCCGCACCAGCUGAAAUGCGCCGUGCCACCGCCAUGCCUGAAGAUACUCGCAUCAAGCUGCCCGAGGAUCUUACACGCAAUCAAAGCAUUCGGCUCCACAUCGAAGCACCGGCUCCCUCUGAGGAGACGCCCGCCGACUCGCCAGCAGACACGCCCGCAGACACGCCCGCCGCUGUCGAAGAGCCCGUUGAGGAGGCAGCGUCAGUCGAAGAGGCAGCGCCUGUACCCCAGUCCUCCAGCCCUGCGCCACCUGUGGCGGAGCCGGUCGUUGCUCCUGCAGUCUCUGAGCCUGAUGUGACUCGCGCCUCAAUGUCCUCUGCCAGUCCGUCUACUCCCUCGACCCCAACAGCUGCAACAGCCGCUGCGCCCGUUCUGGACAAGAAGCAGUUGAAAGAGCAGGAGAAGCAAAACAAGAUUCGCGAGAAAGAAGAAAAAGAGGCUGCCAAGAAGAAGGAGAAGGACGACAAGAUAGCCGCCAAGCAGAAGGAAAAGGACGACAAGGAAGCCGCCAAGAAGAAGGAGAAGGACGACAAGGAGGCUGCCAAGCAGAAGGCCAAAGACGACAAGGAGGCUGCGAAGCAGAAGGAAAAGGACGACAAGGAAGCCGCCAAGCAGAAGGAAAAGGACGAAAAAGAGCAGAAGGAAGUCGCCAGAAAAGAGGAGCGUGAGCGCCGCAAGUCCAUCAAGAAGGAGAAGGGCAAAGCGCCUGCCGCUGCCGCCGAGCCUUCCGAGGACGCACCACCCAGUUAAAUUCCGCAUUUCUUUUUUUUUUUUUUCUUUUUUGUUUUUUUCUGUCUUCUUCCCCCUCACUAUCCUCUUUUGCAUUCCCAGUCGUUCGCACGAUGGAGGAUUCUACUGGUCGUUUCACUCCUUCCAUUGUCGUGUCAAUUUCGAUGUGAUUUGUUGAUUUAAUUUGUUUUUGCGCCGAUUUGUUAAAAUCCACUGCGAUUGCAUUCAACGAA